GAUUUGUCCGCAUCCUGCCGUCGUCGCGUGUCCCGAUCCUCAUCCCCAUUGGGUCAUGGUAUCACAGCCCCACCAGCUCCCCCCCCCCUUAGGUGGGGAUAGGCCCCACGAAACCCGCAGGGAACAGCAUGUGUCUCCAUCGAGGGGAGCGCAUGGGCAAGUGGGGCCAAGGCCAUGCCAGCGAGGAUGGGGAUCUUUUAACCAAUGCUCGAGUCCCCUGCCCCACCCCGCCCCCCGUCGAGGCCGAGACUGGGCGAGGGCGGCGCGCACGCUUGCGCGGAGGAUCUUCCAGCGUUUGACCACACGCCGUCAGAGAGGUGGCUGGACGACGUGUUGCGGCGGCUGAGCCUGCCCGCCUCGGACUGGUCUGCGCACUGCGAGGCCCUCACAGCUCUCCGGCGCGUGGCGCGCCAUGCCCCGCACCUGCUGGCCACCCCGCCCGUGCUGCGCCAGGCGGCCACGGUGGCGGCUGGUCUCACCGAGUCGCCCCGCGCGUCCGUGGCCAGGAACGCUCUCAUCUGCCUCAACGACAUGCUUCUGACGUAUAGGCAACAGAUGGACCCCGAGUUGGACCGCGUCGCCCUCGCCUGCCUCAAGAAGGCCAGCGACGCCAGUGGCUUCUUGUCGGAGGAGGCAGACCGCACCCUCGCGGCCCUCUGCCGGUCCGCUUCGGAGUCCCGCGGGUUGAGCGCGGUACUCUCCAUCGCGGCGGACGCGAAGUUCUCCAAGAGCGUCAAGCUGCGGGUGAAGUGCAUCUGGUGCUUCGCCACGAUUCUGCCGCGCCUGGGGCCGAGGGCCCUCCGCGGUGCCUCUGCGGACAUCGACAAGCUGGUGAGAUUGUUAGGCCCCUCGCUCGGUGACGUGUCCUCCGAGGUGCGCGGAGUGGCCCGGCAGGCCGCCGCGGCCUUGCAGGCCGCGGUGGACUCGCCGGAGGAGUUCGAGCGCCUCCUCAGCAAGAAUCUGGCCACGCGGGACCACGCCGCCGUGCGCCGCGCCGUGGUGGCUUCGUCUCAUAUUGAUGCCGAGGCCCCAGGAUCGCGCCGCCAUUCCGAGUGAGGCCGAGCCCUGAUGGGCCCUGCUGUUCCGCACCUGGAAGCCUACCCACAUGUAUGUUUUUGUUGGCCAUGGCGCCACGACUAGGUACCUCCGCCGGGGGCCGCCGAUCGGGGGGGAACUCUGCGGCACGGAGUGCAGCAGCGCAGGCUACGAGUGCGCCGUGCGUGCGCGAUCUGCGGGCGCCGCUCGUCCAGCCGAUUCCCUGGGUCACCCGCUGGGGUGGGAGCUCGAAGAAUAAAGGAUAGCGUAAAUGACAUGUUCGAAGGUCCGCGCGGGAAUUCUUGGAUCUGCGUUGGACCCCUUGGCGGCACCUCCAGCUUCGCACCAGGCGCGCUCCUCGCCCCAGGGAGGGGGUCCAGCGCAGAUCCCAGAAAUCCGCGCGGAGCUCUGGAAGCUCAUGCUUACGCAGGUGUUUCUUGUAGUACGAGAGCCAUCGCCGCCGCUCGCACCUCCCGCAGUCUGGGCCAGCAGGUUGCCCUUCUCCAGGGGACGUCGCGCGAGCGCGACAGUGACAGAAUUGUGCCGUGUGCCCGAAAAUGAUUGCGUACGACGUCAAUUCUCCCAGUGGGCAGGUGUCCCAAGGGGGCCUCCCUACAGGAGGCCCUUCUCACCGCGAGAAUAGACCUGGGACAUGCACACCAGAUCGGCAAUGCACUCGCGCGAAUUAUGUCAAGAGGCUCUCGCCAGCAUGCAGGCGAAGCUUCAGCGCACAUGCAAGAUCAUGCAAGG
Molecule: messenger RNA, 1785 nt
Organism: Prorocentrum cordatum
Lineage: Eukaryota; Dinophyceae; Prorocentrales; Prorocentraceae
Source: the annotation of a GenBank genome assembly